Molecule: messenger RNA, 1299 nt
Organism: Helianthus annuus (common sunflower)
Lineage: Eukaryota; Viridiplantae; Streptophyta; Magnoliopsida; Asterales; Asteraceae
Exons: 4
Coding region: 1-1299 (432 amino acids)
Source: RefSeq, a predicted model, not a curated record
AUGGAAAUGUUGAAGAGCAUGCAAGCGGAGAUGCAAAAGAGGAACCAAAUGGAUGAUGCUCGCAUUCAAAAAGACGAGGCCCGAGACAAAGCGAUUCAAACUUUGACCACCCAAAUGGGUCAACUUGCAACCGAGGUGUCCGAAUUGAAGAAAGGCAAAGGUCAAUUACCAAGUGACACUAAGGUAAAUCCGUCUCAUGGUACUUCAAGAGGUAAUAAUGUCAACAUUCAUCAUGAUAUAACGGGUCAAGAGAGUGAGGAAGAAAAUGAGCCACCUACUAUUUCUUCUAAAAAACCCAAUUUUGAAAAACCUGAAGUUAAUAAAGAUAAAGAAAAAGUAAAUGAGAGUGAGGGGUCGAGUGAAGUACCAUUCCCUUCGGCUUUAUUAGAUCCGGGUAGAAAGAAUUUUAUUUUAAAACGGGGUCCUCAAAAAGAGGAAAUGUGGGAGGUUUUUAAACAGGUUAAAAUCAAUCUUCCUUUGCUUGAAGCUAUUAAACAGGUUCCCGCUUACGCAAAGUUUUUAAAAGAAUUGUGUACCCAAAAGAGGCAACAAAAAGUGCCUAAAUUGGUUGAUUUGAAGGAGCGGGUAAGUGCGGUUUUAAAAGGAGAUCUUCCUCCUAAGUUACAAGAUCCGGGAACGCCUUUUAUAAAUAUUCAAGUAGGAAAUUUUCAAACUGCGAGGGCGUUACUGGAUCUUGGAGCCGGAACAACGGUGGUAUUAGCCGAUUUGUCUCAUAAACUUCCUCGGGGGAUUGUACGGGAUGUGAUAGUUAAGGUUGAUGAGUUCUAUUAUCCCGUGGACUUUCUUGUGCUAGACUACUCAUCCGCGGACCCAAUUCAACAACAAAAUAUUAUUUUGGGUCGGCCGUUUUUAAACACUGCACAUGCCGUUAUUGAUUGUCGAUAUGGUACGGUCGUCAUGACAUUCGGUAAUAGAAAGAUGAGAUUAAACGUUUUUACUAAUGGUACUAAUGUUUAUGAUGAGUGUUUUGUAGCAAACUUCAUAGAUGAAUAUGACCCAAAGGAGUUCGAGGAAGAGAUUUUGGGUUCUUGUGUUCGUGGUGUGUCUUUGCAGGUGCACGCAUGUGAUUUGGAAAAAGAAGAGAAAGAGCAAGAGGCUCUUGCGGUGAAGGAAGGAAAUCCACCAUGGACCUACCAAAUGGAUACAUUACCGGUAGAAAUUGAUCCGGGCACAAAACCUUCUUUGGAAAGUCCACCAAGUGUGGAGUUAAAGGAGUUACCAAAGCACUUAAAGUAUGCAUUCUUGGGGGAGAAUGACACUUUACCGAAAAAGUUUUGA